Molecule: messenger RNA, 2487 nt
Organism: Sphaeramia orbicularis (orbiculate cardinalfish)
Lineage: Eukaryota; Metazoa; Chordata; Actinopteri; Kurtiformes; Apogonidae
Gene: irx6a
Product: iroquois homeobox 6a
Exons: 7
Coding region: 381-1910 (509 amino acids)
Biological process (GO): regulation of transcription by RNA polymerase II; cell development; neuron differentiation
Cellular component (GO): nucleus
Molecular function (GO): RNA polymerase II cis-regulatory region sequence-specific DNA binding; DNA-binding transcription factor activity, RNA polymerase II-specific
Source: RefSeq, a predicted model, not a curated record
ACCCUGCCGUUCCGGGAUUACAGUGACGUCACGCUGAUACCCUUGCAUGGAUGAAUGCUAAAGAACUAUAGAGCCACAAAUAAUAGCACAAGCAGAGUCCAUAUCUUGCAAGUCUUACGUUAUCCUUUAAGCCUCCUUCAGCUAACACAACAACAAUUUUUUUUUUGCGCUUAAUGACGCUUAAUUUCAUUUCUUAUCGGGUCCUUGGGGGGGAUUAUUCAUUCAUAUAAAACAAUCUUCAGCUGGUGCCAGCCUGAAGUCUCCCUCCUAUGAGUGAAGUCAUCUAUUAUUGAGCGAAAGGCCGUGCGUGGAAAUGUGUGGAAGACGGUGGAUUUGAAGUAGAAUUGGUUGCAAUCGAUCAAGGGUGAAGAAUAUUGCUGAUGGUAACAAAAGAAGCAGCUAUGUCUUUCUCGCAAUUUGGAUAUCCUUACAAUGCAACUUCACAGUUUUUCGUGUCGGCAAACCCCAGUACGACUUGCUGCGAUUCGAUUUCCAGGUCUGUCUCUGACGGGACAGGCGGAUCCCAGACCGCCGCCGCCGCUGCCGCCGCCGCUGCUUCCUUCUGCUGCCCAUCCUACGAGAACCGGCUCCUGGCGAGCAGCCGAACGGAGCUGAACGCAGCGCUGGGCAUGUACAGCUCCCCUUACGCCGCAGCGGCUGCCGCCAGCCAGAACUACGCCAACUACUUCCCCUACAGCACCGAUCCAUCCGCUAUCUACUCCAGUCUGAAUCCCCAGUAUGACAUUAAGGACAGCACAGGCACUUUACACUCUGGCAUCACUCAGACCGCUGCAUACUAUCCUUAUGAUCAUUCCCUGGGCCAGUAUCAGUACGACAGGUAUGGGACAGUAGACUUUAAUGGCACAGCCAGAAGAAAGAACGCAACCCGUGAAACCACCAGCACCCUGAAAACAUGGUUGUAUGAGCACCGCAAGAACCCCUACCCUACUAAGGGAGAGAAGAUAAUGCUGGCAAUCAUCACCAAAAUGACCCUCACCCAAGUGUCCACCUGGUUCGCCAACGCCAGGAGGAGGCUAAAGAAGGAGAACAAGAUGACCUGGUCACCAAAGAAUAAGGCCGGUGAUGACAGGAAGGACGACCUUAACAAGAGCGACCAGGACUGUGUCACCAAAGAUUCUAGUGAUUGCAAGGAGGAAAAGGAGUUACAUCUGAGCGACCUGGAGGACAUCGAUGAUGACGAAUGUGACAAACUGGACAGUGACUGUGAAAAGGUGGCUGGAGAUGAGCAGGAUCUCCAGAGGGCCAUGUCGGUAUCCCAAGCCCCUCAAAAGAGAGACUGUGGCUCUGAAUUGCACCUGAGUUUAACUAACAGUUUCCACACGUUCCCCUGCGCCAUCAAAAAUGUGACCACCCUCCCUCCUCUUCCAUCUGACUUCCUGGAUCCUGUAGUAUCCAAGGCAACGUCCUCGUCUGGCCCAACAGGGACGGUAUCCCUGUCUCACUUUGAGUCUUCGGAUAAACCGCGGAUUUGGUCUCUGGCUCGUACGGCGGCAUCAGGGGUUAUACUGAGCCCUCAGCAGCAAGGCUCGGAGUUGAGGACGGGCAACUCAGCCUGCCAGCUCGAGAGCACCAGGCUUCCUGGAGCUCCUACUGGACAGUGUGCAGGGAUGAGAGGCCUUCACGAGUCUAGUGGUGUCACCAAUGCUGAGAACUCCUUCCCUGAGAGCUCAUCAUUGCACUCUAAAGUCUAUGGCACCGGUAGCUAUAGUCACAAGGGCAUCCAACUGCACUGUUCAUCCUAUGCUGCACUGCCAGACACAUAUCAAUACUCCACUAUUGAAGGGUUCUCUGGUGACAAAGCAGAGACACAGUCAUCUGACCUCAGUGAAGCCUGUGGGACCUUACAGGAUGACAAGGUCACUGCAUUCAGACCAGUGAUGAAGAGGUGAAGCAGAUUGUUUCAAAAUGUACCACAAAGAAUAAUGGGACAUUUAUUAUGCACUAAAGGACCCACUGACCGAGUAGCGACCUCAGAACGACACACUGGAGCUACCUGCUGCUGCUGCAGAGAGGGGACGGUCAAACUGUGGAUGUGGCUAUCAUUUUGCACAACAUUGUUUUUAUCGUGUUAAAGACUUUAUGCAAAAAUUCUAGAUGCAAAGGUAUGAGAAUGGCCAGUUAAAAUGGGCCGAAUUUGUGUAUGGCAAUCGUGUAGUGUAGCAAACCUAUUUAUUAUUUAUAUGUAUUUAUUAUUUGGGUAUUCGUCUCUGUGUUGAUUUAAUGUGUUUAUUGGUUGGAUUCGUACUUCCUUUAAAUAUUUUGUUACAUGUUGCGUUUUACUGUGGCUUCGUAUUUUUGCCUGAUGUAAAAGAGAAAUUCUUGUCAGACAUAAAGUUGUUAAAAAUGACUGGAUCCUCCGUGUUUACGCGCGGACCUGGAGAUCUUAGUCAUUGUGCUGAAUUGUGAACUUAUUCUGUGUUUGCCAUUAAUGACAUUUUUUCUAAAAAUACAUUGUUUUUUCCAGGA